Molecule: messenger RNA, 366 nt
Organism: Rhizophagus irregularis DAOM 181602=DAOM 197198
Lineage: Eukaryota; Fungi; Glomeromycota; Glomeromycetes; Glomerales; Glomeraceae
Source: RefSeq, a predicted model, not a curated record
AUGGAUCGUGUUACUUGCCGGUAUAUCAAGAGAGAUGGUUCCAUUUGUGGGGGAAUCUGUACUCGUACUACUGGUUGUGCAAGGCACUGGAAAUUAUAUGAAAAAAAUUUGAAAAAAAGACCAUGCCUGGUUUGUGGAUUUCCUACUGAUGCUGAUUCGGGAUAUUGCGCCAAAUAUUGUUCCAAAUAUUCUGCAAAGUAUCAUGCAAUGAAUUAUCGAAUAAGACAGAAGUAUGGGGCUGAGGCCCUUCAGUCCGGAAUUCUCUCUGAAUUGUCUGCUGAGGAGGAAGGAAUAUAUUCUGAGGAUAAGUCUUCUUCGGAAAUAUUAUAUAAAAUAAUGGAAGAAGACUUAUCUUCGAAUGAAUGA